AUCCAGGUAGAAUGGGUGGUGCCUGUUUUGCUAAAACCUUGGUGAGAUUUCAAGUGCUACCUGCAAGUUGGCUUCUCCAAAAACCUUGACUGAUGAUCUAGGAGGGAAGGUGACAAGAAUGACUGGGCUGCCUCUCCUCCUCCUGCUGCUGCUCUUCUGGCUCCUGCCUCCAACUGCUGCUAAGAAGAUGCAAAGUGUAUGUGUGUUGAGGAACUAUUUCCAGUCACAGGAAAGCUACUAUAGGCCUGGUGAUCUCAUUAUUGGUGGAACUGUGCACCUGGGAAUAAUUGAUCGUUCCAUCAUUCCAGACUUCCAAAGAGACCCAUUCUUUUUUUUGAUAGAGUUGGAAAGUGUACUCAUAGCCAAAAGCUACCAGCAGUUCCUGGCCGUGGUAUUUGCAGUCGGAGAGGUCAACAAGGAUCUGGUUCUCCUCCCCAAUAUCACACUGGGGUUCCACAUUUCUGACAAUCAAAAGAUUGAGAGAAAUAUUUCAAUAAUCGGCCUCUCCCUGCUCUCCACACAAGGCCGGAUGAUUCCAGGUUAUAAAUGUGACAGGCAGGACACUCUGCUCUCUGUCAUUGGCGGCUUCAUCCCCAAAUCUUCAAGGCAGAUAGCCCCCAUCUUCAGCAUCUUCAAGGUCCCACAGUUAAGGGACCACACAGGGGAUAUCUCAGAAUUCAGCCAUUUUCUCACAUCUUUAGACCCUUUGCACCCAAAAGGGGACAUCUUCCUCCCACAGUGGUGGGAAAAGGUCUUUGACUGCAGAUUUCACAAACCAGGAAUAUUCAUUCCAGAGAUGAUAAAGAAAUGCACAGGAAAGGAGAAUGUACAAAAUGUUCCCACUCACAUUUUUGAAACAAGCAUGACAGGUGAAAGUUACAAUGUCUACAAUGCCAUUUUUGCUCUGGCACAUGCAUUACAUGCGAUGUUUGGAUCCAGAGCCCAACAAUCCAUGAUGAGGCUUGAAAAGAGGAUCUCAGAUGUCCAUUCAUGGCAGAUCCUUGCCUAUUUGAGGAAUGUGCACUUCAACAACAGUGCUGGAGAUGAAGUCUCCUUCUCAGAAAAUGGACUCGGGUCUGCUCGAUAUGAUCUUCUCAACUGGGUUUUCCUCCCCAAUCAAUCUUUUGUCCCUGUGAAAGUUGGGCAAGUAGAUGCUGGGGCUCUCCCAGGCCAAGAUUUCAUCAUUGACUCUGAUGGAAUCGUCUGGGCUACAAAGAAGGUGCCCUUUGCCAGGUGUGGCAUGAAGAGGUGCCAGGCAGGAGAGAGGAGAAGAGUUCCAGAGGGCAAGCAGGUUUGCUGCUACCAAUGUGAUCCUUGUCCAGAAGGGACUAUUUCUGAUCAGAGAGAUGCUGCCCACUGUGACCUCUGCCCAGAAGACCGAUAUCCCAAUCAGCACAAGGACCACUGCAUUGCCAAGAGGAUCCACUUCCUUGCCUAUCAAGACACCCUGGGAUACACUUUAUUAUGUCUCGCUCUUUUCCUCUCUAUGAUCACAUUGGCAGUGCUGGUGAUUUUCCUUAAACAUCACGAAACACCGAUUGUCAAGGCCAACAACCGAGAUCUCACCUACAUCCUCCUGGUCUCCCUAAUGCUCUGCUUCUUCUGCCCCUUCCUCUUCAUUGGUCGACCCAGAAAGCUCACCUGUCUCUUCCAACAAACUUCAUUUGCCAUCAUCUUUUCCUUUGCAGUUUCCUCUGUCUUGGCAAAAACUGUCACGGUGGUUCUGGCCUUCAUGGCCACUAAACCUGGGAACAAGACAAGGAAACUCUUAGGAAAACCACUGACCAACUCCAUUGUCUUAGGCUGUCCCCUGAUCCAAGCAGGUUUUUGUGCCACCUGGCUGGCAACCUCUCCUCCAUUUCCUAACUUGGACUUCCACUCUUUGAUAGGAGAGACCAUCUUGGAAUGUAAUGAAGGCUCAGCUUCAAUGUUUUAUGCUGUCCUUGCCUAUCUGGGUUUUUUGGCCCUUGUCAGUUUCACAGUGUCUUUUCUGGCCAGGAAAUUGCCUGACAGCUUUAAUGAAGCCAAAUUCAUCACUUUUAGCAUGCUAGUCUUUUGCAGUGUUUGGAUCACUUUCCUCCCCACCUAUCUGAGCACCAAGGGAAAGUCCAUGGUGGCUGUGGAGAUCUUCUCCAUUUUGACCUCUGGAGCUGGUCUUUUGGUUUGUAUCUUUUCCCCCAAAUGCUACAUUAUCUUAUUGAGGCCCCAUCUGAAUUGUAGGGAAAAUAUAAUGAAGCACAGAAAUCUCUGAUUUAUAUGGGGUUUGGGAAUUUUUAUUUUGGCUUGGGUGUAUUUUGACAGUUGUCCCCAGAGAAGACUUGGUAAUGAACAUGGAAAUCAACAUUGAGAUUAAAUAAGUGGAUAAUAAUUUCCACCUGUACAGUUUCUUCAUUUAUUUUUUAUCAAAUCAUUUUUAAAAAAUGGGUUGGAUUCAUUAUCUAUGUUUUUAAACAUGUUUCUUUUCAUAGAGCUCUGAGGUUUUGUUUAGUUCACACUUCCGUGCUAUCCAGGGUGCACCACGAGGAGGUGAACUGACAUCACACUCUGCCAUCAUCCCUGAUUAGCAACUAUAGGUCCCAGUUUGAGCAAGUUGGAAGAAAAGUUUCCAACUCCAUCUGAGUACAGGCUCCCCACAGGACUGUGUCUUGUCCAGUACUCUUCACUAUGAUCACCCAUGAUUGCUGUGCCAAAUCUGCUAUGAAUCAUAUUGUGAAUUAUGUGGAUGACUCGGCAGUGGUGGGUCUUACCCAAGAUAACAGUGAAGAUGCUUAUACGGAAGAGGUGAAAGCUCUGUUGGACUUGUGCAAGAAAAGUAACCUGGUUCUAAAUGUUAAUAAAACAAAGGAGGUCAUUGUAGAAUUUAUAAAGAGCCUGCAUGGUCAUACUCCACUCAGUAUCAAUGAUGCCACUGUAGAGGUGUUAUCUGUGAGUGCCGAUAACCAACAAACUGAACUGGUCUCUCCAGACAUCAUCCUUACUGAAGCGGACAAACCAGAGUCUGCAUUUCUUGCAUCAGAGGAGAAGAGCACAUCUUUCUCCUUCUGUCCUGGCCACUUUUUACAGCAGUGCCUCAGAUAGAAAGUCCCUAAAGAGAGUGGUGAGGACAGUGGAGAAAAUUAUAGGAAGGUUGCUUCCCAUUAUUCAGGAUGCUGCUUUAGGCGCUCUGUGCUUAGAGCUCAAAGCAUUGUCAGACAUCCCACACACCCACUCCAGGGUCUGUUUCUGUUGCUCCCACUGCUACCCACUGGGAAGGGGUUUCAAAGUAUUUCUAGAAGGACUACCAGAUUCUGUAACAGCUUUGUUCCUUAGGCUAUCCAUCUGGCAAACUUGCAAGAUUAGUUUUUCAUGCCAUGUACAUGUAUUCAUCCAAACUAGAUUGUGUUAUUUCUCUGUCGUAUAAUAUAUGUGGGUAUAUGCAUAUUUAUUUAUGUGUGUAUGUAUAUAUA
Messenger RNA from Pantherophis guttatus, 3446 nucleotides. The record is from RefSeq and is a predicted model, not a curated record. Lineage: Eukaryota; Metazoa; Chordata; Lepidosauria; Squamata; Colubridae.